Messenger RNA from Nicotiana tabacum (common tobacco), 2025 nucleotides. RefSeq names its product trigger factor-like protein TIG, Chloroplastic. Gene Ontology annotation, molecular function: protein folding chaperone; ribosome binding; peptidyl-prolyl cis-trans isomerase activity. Gene Ontology annotation, biological process: 'de novo' cotranslational protein folding; protein transport; protein unfolding. Lineage: Eukaryota; Viridiplantae; Streptophyta; Magnoliopsida; Solanales; Solanaceae. The record is from RefSeq and is a predicted model, not a curated record.
UGGGUGGGGAGACAGGGGAGUGUUAUCUUCAGUUCUGCAACUUUGGCUUUGAACUGAAAAAAUGGCAACGCCAAUUGCAAUCCAAUUCAAGCCCUCUAUUCUCUCCUUUCCAUCACCUCAUUCCCCAUCUAUUAACACAAAAACUCAUUUCCUUCAACCCAAUGAUAAAUUCUUGCUCUCUUCUCCUCUCAAACAAAUAGUACCCACUUUAUCUUCCCGCCAAUUCUCCUUUCUUCAACAGCAGCAGCUUUCUUCAGCUCGUUUCGUAGCCUCAGCAGCUCCCGGCGUUGUUGAUACUGUUGAUAAAGAUAAACUUCCAGCUGAUAUUCAUGUUACUGAAACCCAGGAACCCAAUUCCAGAGUCAGAUUGACUGUAGAAGUUCCAACUGUUGUAUGCGAGGAUUGCUACGGAAGAGUCAUAAGAGAGUUCAUGAAACACUCAAAGGUUCCUGGAUUUCGUCCUGGGAAGAAUGUUCCAGAAGAUAUCCUCGUUGGCUAUGUUGGGAAGCAAAAUGUUCAAAAAGCUGCAGUCGAGUCUAUUCUGAAAAGAACACUUCCACAUGCCAUGUCUUCGGUUACUGGAAAAGCAUUGGAAGACUCAAUUCGCAUUGCGACCAAAUUCACAGACAUGGAAAAGACCUAUGUGUCUACGAAUUCCUUGAGGUAUGAUGUGAUUGUUGAUGUGGCUCCUGAAAUCAAGUGGAAACCUGAAAAUGCAUAUAAGAAUCUUAAGGUUGUUGUUGAGCUUGACAGUGAUAUGGAUGCUCAGGUAGCUUCAGAAAAAGAAUUUACACGGCGUCACAAGUCUCUGGGUGCAUUGAAAAUUGUUACUGAUCGGGGUUUACAGGUUGGCGAUGUUGCAGUGAUUGAUAUAUCAGCAACUACGAUUGAACAAGAUGGAUCAGAUGCUAAAAGCAUACCUGCUGCAGAGAGUAAAGGUUUCAACUUUGACACGGAAGAUGGGGAUAAUGUCCUUCCCGGUUUUCUUGACUCAAUUGUUGGUAUUAAACGUGGUGAAACAAAGUCAUUCCCUUUGGUAUUUCCAGACUCAUGGAAACAAGAGGAUCUUCGUGGUGUUCAUGCUCAAUUCACAGUUGAAUGUAAAGAACUGUUCUACAGAGAUUUGCCUGAGGUGAAUGACUCGAUUGCUGAUAAGCUUAUCCCGGGAUGCAGCUCCAUUGAGGAGGUAAAGCAAGCAUUGCUACAAAGAUGUCUUGAAGUUGAACAGGCAGCUAAAGACCAAGCAACUGAUAAUGCUAUCUUAGACCAGCUAUACAAGAUGGUUGAAGUUGAUAUUCCUCAAUCUCUCUUCGAAGAGCAAGGAAGACAACUCUAUGGAGCUCAACUUUUACAGUUGCAGGCAAAUAUGAAACUGAGCGAACAGCAGCUGGCAUCGUUAUCAAGCCCAAGGGCCGUGAAUGAGUUCCUUGAAGCACAAAAAGAAAAUAUAACAAGUAUUAUAAAGCAAAAUUUAGCUGUUGGUGACAUAUUUACACGUGAAAAUUUGCAGUUUUCAACAGAGGAGCUAGUGAAAGAGGUUCAGAACUCAAUUGAAGAAUUCCAAAAGUCUCAACAGGAGUACGAUGAGGACCGAGUUAAGCAACAGGUACAAGAGGUACUUGAAGGGGCUAAAGUACUUGAAUGGCUAAGGGAAAAUGCAGAUAUUCAGUACAUAACUAGCACCAUGCAUGGUGUUGAUGGUCCCAGAUGAUCAAAGAAUGUCAGCAACUGAUGUGGCCAAAUGCUUCAAGCGAAGUUUCAGCAGUAUCAAGUUUCCACAACUUAUAGUGCUACCCGAUUGUUGGCUUGGUUUGAAGGAGCUUCUCGAAUCUGAGCAUCUUUUUUUUUUGGAUCAACUGAUGCAAUUUCCAGACUGAUGAAUCAUCCUGAUUUCCGUAUCGCAAUCCAAAAAGUCACCAUUUUAAAGUUGGUGAACUGAAACUAUAUGUAUUUUGAGAGGCACUCCAGAGCUGUUUACUGCUGUACAUUCAUAAGCUGCUUAUUGGUGUACCUUCUAUUACCCGA